Molecule: messenger RNA, 3463 nt
Organism: Zootoca vivipara (common lizard)
Lineage: Eukaryota; Metazoa; Chordata; Lepidosauria; Squamata; Lacertidae
Product: protocadherin alpha-10-like
Biological process (GO): homophilic cell-cell adhesion
Cellular component (GO): plasma membrane
Molecular function (GO): calcium ion binding
Source: RefSeq, a predicted model, not a curated record
GCUUGUGAAUUCAGACACAUGGUGUCACUCUUGCCUACAAAAUCUCUUCAAGGAAACCUAAGGAGAUUUGCUGCCCUGCCCUCAGAUGGAAAGCAAAUGAUUUGACGCAAGAAUCCGGAGGAAAACCCCAGAUACCAUCAAAAUAUAACAGAACAAAGCAGAUUCCACCUUUUCAAGAGCAAUUUUCAUUAACCAAAGGAUGAAUUCAUAGCAUCAGGAAACCUCACAUUCUGGCCAUCAUUCUAAGAAACCACAGCUCAAUGGAGACGGGGAGAAGGCAGAUGCUGCAGCUGAUUUUGCUUCCCACAGUCUGGUUGAUGGGGAGCGGCCAGCUCCAUUAUUCUGUGCCUGAAGAAUCCCAGCAUGGCACCUUUGUGGGCCGCAUUGCCCAGGACCUGGGGCUGGAGGUGGAGGAGCUGGUGCCUCGGAUGUUCCGGAUGGUUUCCAAAGGACAGGAGGACUAUUUUGAGGUAAAUGUUCAGAAUGGUGUUUUGUUUGUGAAUUCCCGAAUUGACAGGGAGCAGCUGUGUGCUCAGAGUCCCAUUUGCAUCAUUCAUCUAGAGAUGAUUGUGGACAAGCCUCUCAGGAUCUUCCAUGCGGAGGUGGAGAUCAGGGACAUAAAUGACAAUGCCCCCAUUUUCCCAGUAAAUGAACACCAGCUAUUUAUUUUGGAAUCUAGGCUGCUGGGCUCCUAUUUUCCACUAGAGGGAGCUUCAGAUGCCGAUAUUGGUUCAAAUGGUCUGCUUACCUACAUCCUUAGUCCAAAUGAUUAUUUUCAGCUACGUGAAGAAAAGCAUGGAGAUCUCAGUAAAUCUUUAGCACUCGUGCUAUACAAUGCCCUGGAUCGAGAAAAAAUCUCUGUACAUCAUUUAUUACUUACUGCCACUGAUGGGGGACAACCAGAGCUAACUGGUUCGGUGCAGCUGAAGAUAACUGUACUAGAUGUAAAUGAUAAUGUACCAAUGUUUAACCAGUCUGUGUAUGAGGUGCAUCUGCUGGAAAACGUCACAGAGGGAACACCAGUCAUCACUUUGGCUGCUUAUGACUUGGAUGAAGGAACGAAUAAAGAAAUACUGUAUUCAUUUAGCAAUAUGAUGCCUGCCCAUUUAAGGCAGUCUUUUUCCAUAGAUUCCAACACCGGUGAAAUCAAAACCAAAGGAAAGAUAGACUUUGAAGAUAUUAACUUAUUUGAAUUGCAAGUGGAAGCUGCUGAUCAAGGGUCCUACUCUUUGGUCGGACACUGCAAAGUUCUGAUCCAGGUUUUGGAUGUGAAUGACAAUGCUCCAGAACUGUCUGUGACAUCCAUGUCUGUGCCGGUGCCAGAGGACUCCCCACUGGGGACAGUGGUGGCCCUGAUGAGUAUAUCGGACAGCGAUGCAGGCAUCAAUGCUCAAGUUAGUUGCUCCCUGUGGCCACAUGGACUUCCCUUCAGGCUGAUAUCCACCUUUAAGAAUUACUACUCACUGGUGCUGGCUGAAUCCCUGGACCGCGAGGAGGUGGCUGAAUACAGGCUGGUGGUGACAGUCCAAGACCAAGGGACUCCAUCACUGUCAGCUAGCAGCAGCCUUGUGGUGCCCAUCGGUGAUGUGAAUGACAAUGCACCUGCUUUCCCUCAGCCCUCCUACACGGUCUUUGUGAAGGAGAACAACCCACCGGGUGCUCACAUCUUCACCGUGUCUGCCUCAGACCCAGAUGUGGCUGAAAACGCCCUGGUCAGCUACUGGCUGGAUGAGAAGCUCUGGCCCCUGUCGAGCUACAUCUCGGUACACUCAGAAAGUGGGAAGCUCUAUGCUCUUCAGCCCUUGGAUUAUGAAGAGGUGAAGCUGCUGGAGUUCCAAGUGAGGGCCAAGGAUGCUGGGCUGCCCUCCCUGUGUGGCAAUGUGACGGUGCAAGUCUUUGUGGUGGAUGAGAAUGAUAAUGCACCUGAAGUUUCUAAGGCAGCAGAGGCCCCCAUCCUGCUGGUAGUUCCUGUUACUGCAGGACACAUGGUGGGCAAGAUCCGUGCCCUGGAUGCUGACUCAGGCUACAAUGCCUGGUUGCACUAUGAGCUGCAUGAAGGAAGUAGUAGCUCCUGGCAUGUGGGACUGUACAGUGGUGAGAUUAGUACUACACAUGCACUGGAUGAGACAGAAGGGGUAGGCAAUAGCAUGCUUCUGUUGGUGCUGGUGAAGGACCAUGGCAAGCCUGUACUGUCAACCACAGCUACGUUGAGUAUUUCCCUGGUAGCAAGUACCCAGGCUGCUCAAGCUGAUGCCCACCUCUCCAGAAUGGGAGGGAGCCUAACGCCCCUGGUGGACACUACAAACAUUUACCUGAUCAUUGCCAUCUGCUCAGUGUCCAGCUUGUUCCUGCUUGCCAUCGUUGUGUAUGUGGCUCUGCGAUGCCAGUCUCAGCUCGAGGACGGUGCCAGGUAUGGUCCUGGCACAGCCACACUAGUGUGCGCCAGUGAAGUGGGUAGCUGGUCAUAUUCACAACGUCAUAGUCGCAACCUGGGAUGUGUGGCUGGGGAAGCUGGUACCAAGAAUGACCUCAUGGUUUUCAGUCCCAAUAUUCCUGUCUUUGCUGUGAACACAGGAGUAGGAAAUGCAAAGGAGCUUGUUCCAAAUUUAUCUGGAGAGGUGAGUCAUAUGGAAGCCUUAAGAAUCCUUGUAACUGAUGCUCUUGUAUUCCUUUCUGGUUUGAAUACAUGGCAUUAUACUGUAGGACACCAUAUAGAGAGACAAUGGGGCUUAAUUGAUCUGUGCACUUAUAGAUAUUUACCUGUUCUCUUUCUUAAUUGAAUUUCUUGCCUGUCCUUCCACCCAGGCUCAAGACAGGUACAAUUUUGCUUACAAUAAAAAAGUAUAGAAGUAUAAAAUGUAUAAAAAAGUAUAAAAUUCAUUUCAUGCUUACAAUAUUUGAUGGGCCUCCAGUGAUAAUAUUACAGUGCAGUAGAAUGUGUGGGGGUGGAAUUCACUCUUCCCUUACUUUGAGAAGUGAUGGAAUCUGUCAAGUUGACGUCCUAGCUGUUUGAAGCUUUCCCUGAGGAGAAGGUAUUUUGGAUAUGAAGGCUUAACUCUCUUUAAUUGUGAUGCAGAGUUGCAGGAAACGGUGUAGGAAGCUUGGUAUUCUAUGAUGUACCCUAGUCUCUAGGCAGCUCUGACAUGCAUGUGUUUCAAAUUGCUAUUACUGUGGAAAUCCCUGACUUUUCUAUAAACUCUGGUCAAGUUUUCAAGGGAUAUGCUGCAUUAACAACUAGUCAUUACCGACACCUUACAAACUAUUUGGCGGGACCUACUAUUGGGUAGGAUCAUGAUGAUGGCAUAACAGCAACAAUCUUAGAAGAGGGGGCCAGAUGUCCAUUCAGCCACAAAUUGCACAAGGUAGCCUAGGCCCACUCAUUAUCAUUCAGCCUAAUCUGUAUGAUACAGGUGAUACAACCAUAUGUAUUACGACCUGAGCUUCAAGAUUCCAGUGUGAUAAG